Varanus komodoensis (Komodo dragon) is the source of this 656-nucleotide messenger RNA. RefSeq names its product insulin like 5 (gene INSL5). The record is from RefSeq and is a predicted model, not a curated record. Lineage: Eukaryota; Metazoa; Chordata; Lepidosauria; Squamata; Varanidae. Gene Ontology annotation, cellular component: extracellular region. The transcript has 2 exons. Gene Ontology annotation, molecular function: hormone activity. Bases 1 to 411 code for a protein of 136 amino acids.
AUGAAGGGCACAGUGCUAGGGCUGCUUUUUCUCUCUUUCUUCAUGGCUGUAUAUGAAGUAAAAUCAGAAGGAAGCCCUAUUAAACUCUGUGGGAGAGAGUUUGUUAGAGCUGUCAUUUUUACAUGUGGAGGAUCUCGCUGGAGAAGAGAACUGACUGAUCUCAUGGAAAAUCUCAUAGAUCAAGGAAGUCACCCACGUUUCCUACUUGAUAUUAAUGACUCAACAGGUGCCAAAGAAAAUUAUAUCAGGAACACAGACAUCCAAAGCCAAGGAUUCAUCCAGUCCAUGUCUGAGACUGAAAAAGAUCUGCAGCGAAAAUCAGUACACAUGAGGCAGGAGGAUAUCGUGAGGAUCUCAGUGUCUUGCUGUGCUGUUGGCUGUAGUGAAAGCACUAUACAUUCACUGUGCUAAAAAUGUAUCAGAUCCUGGUAUAUUAAUGAAUUAGGACGUAAGAUGUUUUAGGUCUAAUGAUAUGUAAUGUUGAUACCUUUUCUAUCAUGCUUGAUAUUUUCUAGCUGUAUACCUCUUCCUAAAUGCAAUAUAUUCUAUUUUAGAUGUACAAAUUGACAAAUGUUUUAUAACAUUUGCAUUUCAAACAUGUAAAGAUAUCUGCACACUUUUAGUUCCUACUUAUGAAAUAAAUACACAGUUCACUA